Molecule: messenger RNA, 4164 nt
Organism: Ilex paraguariensis (yerba mate)
Lineage: Eukaryota; Viridiplantae; Streptophyta; Magnoliopsida; Aquifoliales; Aquifoliaceae
Source: the annotation of a GenBank genome assembly
AUGGUGAAAAACAUAACCGAAGAGGCGCAAGAGAGAUGGGCAGAAACCCAGAAGACGACGACACAUGUCCCUCGCGGAGGCCACAAAUCUGAAGAUGGCGAUGGCAUAAUUGACGGGAGCGAUCUUCAUACCCCAUUGAAUGGUCAGACCAAUGGAAGCAGCAAAAUUGAUUCUGCUGGCUCCAUCACUCUAUUUGCCAAUUCUGGGUUUCUCAGUAAGAUGUCGUUUUGGUGGUUAAACCCAUUGAUGAAAAGAGGUAAGGAUAAAACCCUUGAGGAUGAAGAUAUACCAAAGCUGCGUGAGGCAGAGCGGGCAGAAGCUUGUUACUUGCAGUUCGAGGAGCUAAUAAACAAGCAAAAACAAAUGGAUCCAUCAUCCCAACCAUCAAUUUUGAGGGCCAUAGUACUAUGCCAUUGGAAAGAGAUAAUCGUGUCUGGGUUCUUUGCACUGCUGAAGAUAAUCACCGUUUCUACUGGUCCUCUGCUUCUUAACGCAUUCAUUGAGGUUGCUGAAGGUAAAGAAAGUUUUAAAUAUGAGGGAUAUGCGUUGGCUAUAUUGCUUUUCUUUUGCAAGUGCUUGGAGUCCCUAUCACAAAGGCAAUGGUACUUCCGGAGCAGACUAAUAGGUCUAAAAGUUAGGUCUUUGCUAACGGCGGCCAUUUAUAAGAAGCAACUGAGACUAUCUAAUGCUGCAAAGAUAACGCACUCAUCUGGUGAGAUAAUGAACUAUGUUACCGUGGAUGCUUAUCGUAUUGGAGAGUUCCCUUUCUGGUUUCAUCAAACAUGGACAACAAGCCUCCAGCUCUGUUUCGCACUCAUAAUCCUCUUUCGUGCAGUGGGGUUCGCUACAAUUGCAUCCUUGGUGGUGAUAAUUCUCACUGUCCUUUGUAAUACUCCGCUUGCUAAAUUGCAACAUAGAUUCCAGUCGAGGCUCAUGAUUGCACAAGACGAGAGACUGAAGGCAAGUUCAGAGGCUCUUGUGAACAUGAAGGUUUUGAAACUAUAUGCUUGGGAAUCCCAUUUCAAGAAUGUCAUAGAAAAUUUGAGGUCAGUGGAACAUAAAUGGUUAGCAGCUGUUCAGUUACGUAAAGCAUAUAAUAGCUUUCUUUUUUGGUCAUCCCCUGUAUUGGUCUCUGCUGCUACUUUUGGAGCUUGUUAUUUCCUUGGCGUUCCAUUAUACGCUAGCAAUGUUUUCACCUUCGUAGCAACAUUACGUCUGGUUCAGGAUCCUGUCAGAUCUAUCCCUGAUGUUAUUGGUGUGGUCAUUCAAGCAAAAGUAUCAUUUGUAAGGAUUACAAAGUUUCUUCAGGCGCCUGAGCUGGAGAACGCACAAGUGCGGCAGAAAAGCAACAAAGAAAAAACAGACCACAACAUUGUCAUCAAGUCGGCCAAUCUUUCAUGGGAAGAAAAUCUUUUGAAACCCACACUUCGAAACGUUAGUUUAGAGGUUAGAUCUGGUGAAAAGGUUGCCAUAUGUGGAGAGGUUGGGUCAGGCAAGUCAACCCUUCUAGCAGCAAUUCUUGGAGAAGUACCAAAUAUCCAAGGAAGUAUUCAAGUACAUGGGAGCAUUGCCUAUGUUUCCCAGGCAGCAUGGAUUCAGACAGGAACCAUCCAAGAGAAUAUUCUAUUCGGGUCUGCUUUGGAUAAUCAUCGAUACCAAGAAACAUUAGAGAAGUGUUCAUUGUUGAAGGACCUCGAGUUGCUACCAUAUGGUGAUCUCACUGAAAUAGGAGAAAGAGGAGUUAAUCUUAGUGGUGGUCAGAAACAGCGGAUUCAACUAGCUCGUGCAUUGUAUCAGAAUGCUGAUAUAUAUGUCUUGGAUGAUCCAUUCAGUGCUGUUGAUGCUCACACUGCUUCAAGCCUAUUUAAUGUAAUUACUUUCUCACUUUUGCUGUUCAGUUUAUUCGUUUUGGUCUUUGGCUCAGUGUACGUUGACUUGUUUUUGCAGGAAUAUGUCAUGAAAGCUCUUUCGGAGAAAACAGUCUUACUUGUGACCCACCAAGUGGAUUUUCUCCCUUCAUUUGAUAAUGUUCUGUUGAUGUCAGAUGGGGAAAUCCUGCGUGCUGGUCCUUAUCACCAGUUACUGGCCUCGAGCCCAGAAUUUCAGGACCUAGUCAAUGCACACAAAGAGACCGCUGGUUCUGAAAGGCUUGCAGAGGUUACUUCUUCCCAGAGGCAUGAAACUCCUGCCAGAGAGAUCAGAAAGACUUAUACUGAGAAGAAAUCUAAAGCAUCUGGAGGUGAUCAGUUGAUCAAGCAAGAAGAAAGAGAAAUAGGCGACACUGGUUUCACACCUUACCUACAGUAUCUAAAUCAGAAUAAGGGUUUCUUGUUCUUCGCCCUGGCUGCUCUCUCUCACCUGACAUUUGUGAUUGGUCAGAUAUUACAGAACUCGUGGAUGGCAGCAAAUGUUGACAAUCCUCAAGUUAGCACAUUGCGGUUAAUCACGGUUUACUUGUUGAUUGGAUUAACUUCAACAUCAUUUUUGCUCGGUAGAUCUCUGUCCACAGUUGUUCUGGGUCUCCAAUCAUCAAAAUCUUUAUUCUCACAGCUAUUAUUCUCUCUCUUUCGUGCACCCAUGUCAUUUUAUGACUCCACACCUCUGGGAAGGAUACUAAGCCGGGUGGCUGUUGAUUUAAGUAUUGUAGACCUUGAUGUUCCAUUUACCUUGGUUUUCGCUCUUGGGGCAACCAUGAAUGCUUAUGCUAAUCUUGGAGUGCUAGCUGUUGUUACAUGGCAAAUCUUGUUUGUCUCCAUACCGAUGGUGUAUCUGGCAAUUCGCUUACAGAGAUACUACUUUGCCUCUGCGAAAGAGUUGAUGCGGCUUAAUGGCACAACCAAAUCUUUGGUAGCAAACCAUCUUGCUGAAUCUGUGGCAGGAGCAAUGACAAUAAGGGCAUUUGAGGAGGAAGACCGGUUCUUUGCAAAGAACCUUGACCUCAUUGACAUAAAUGCCAGUCCAUUCUUCCACAACUUUGCAGCUAAUGAAUGGUUGAUCCAAAGGCUGGAAACACUUAGUGCAACUGUUCUUGCCUCGUCAGCGCUCUGCAUGGUUUUGCUUCCUACUGGAACUUUCAGUUCUGGAUUUAUUGGAAUGGCUUUGUCAUAUGGUCUAUCAUUAAACAUGUCCCUCGUUUUCUCCAUCCAAAAUCAGUGCACUUUGGCAAAUUACAUCAUCUCUGUCGAAAGGCUUAACCAGUACAUGCACAUACCUAGUGAAGCUCCCGAAGUGAUAGAAGAGAACCGUUCCCCAGUUAGUUGGCCAGCCGUGGGUAAAGUGGUGAUUCAAGAUUUGCAGUGCACUUUGGCAAAUUACAUCAUCUCUGUCGAAAGGCUUAACCAGUACAUGCACAUACCUAGUGAAGCUCCCGAAGUGAUAGAAGAGAACCGUUCCCCAGUUAGUUGGCCAGCCGUGGGUAAAGUGGUGAUUCAAGAUUUGCAGAUCAGAUAUAGGCCUGACGCACCACUUGUUCUUCGUGGGAUUAGUUGCAUAUUUGAAGGAGGGCAUAAGAUCGGUGUAGUUGGUCGGACAGGCAGUGGAAAGACUACUCUCAUUGGUGCUCUCUUCCGUUUGGUGGAGCCAGUUGGGGGCAAGAUUGUUGUAGAUGGAAUUGACAUCUCUUUAAUUGGACUUCAUGAUUUGAGGUCACGGUUUGGUAUUAUACCACAAGAUCCUACUCUUUUUACCGGUACUGUGAGAUACAAUUUGGAUCCUUUAUCUCAGCACACAGACCAGGAAUUAUGGAAGGUUCUCGGGAAGUGUCAGCUUAGCGAAGCUGUUCAGGAGAAAGACGAGGGGCUGGACUCCUUAGUUUUAGAAGAUGGAUCAAAUUGGAGCAUGGGGCAGCGACAAUUGUUUUGCCUGGGCCGUGCCCUGUUGAGGAGAAGUAAGAUUUUGGUGCUCGACGAAGCAACUGCAUCCAUUGACAAUGCAACUGAUUUGAUUUUGCAGAAAACUAUCAGAACUGAAUUUGCUGAUUGCACUGUGAUCACAGUGGCUCAUAGAAUACCAACUGUGAUGGAUUGCACAAUGGUCCUAGCCAUCAGUGAUGGGAAACUAGUGGAAUAUGAUGAACCCAUGACGUUGAUGAAGAAAGAAAGCUCACUCUUUGGGCAGCUCGUCAAGGAAUACUGGUCCCAUUCUCAAUCUGCCGAAACACUUUGA